This is a messenger RNA of Cornus florida, 1819 nucleotides long. Its product is annotated as probable galacturonosyltransferase-like 7. Gene Ontology annotation, cellular component: Golgi apparatus. The transcript has a single exon. Bases 475 to 1566 code for a protein of 363 amino acids. Gene Ontology annotation, molecular function: glycosyltransferase activity. The record is from RefSeq and is a predicted model, not a curated record. Lineage: Eukaryota; Viridiplantae; Streptophyta; Magnoliopsida; Cornales; Cornaceae.
AAAGGCAAAAGCUGGGAAAAACAAAAAGAAAGGCAGCAGAGCCCCCCCCCCCUCUCUCUCUCUCUUCCUAUCUAUACUCUACCUGUGUAUAUCUGCUGCUUCACCUUCUCCGGGGGGAGAGAGAGAGAGAGAGAAGCAGGACUGCAGCACACGUCUGGUAGCGCCAGGCGCCAUUUAUUUCGCCCUGGUUUCAUCUAUGGAUUCUCUUCUCUCUACUUUCCGUCUCAUAGAAGUUCGCUUCGUUCCCACGGCAUCCGAUUAGAGAGAGGGGGAGAGAAAAAACACAACAAGUCACAAUUUGAUUCGAAAAAUCUCUCUCUCUCUCUCCCUCUCUUUUUUAUCUCCGUGUUUCCAACUCUGGCGGACCUCAAAGGAACCCUAGCGUUCCUAAUAUCUUCAAUCUCUUCUCGUUUAGCGGAUCGAUUUGAUUUCAAAUCGAAGAAGAAGAAGAGAAGAGGCUUUUACCCUGUCAAUAUGCUCUGGAUAAUGAGGUUCUCAGGGUUUUUCUCCGCAGCAAUGGUCAUGAUCGUUCUCUCUCCGUCUCUUCAAUCAUUUCCACCGGCAGAAGCCAUUAGAUCCACUAACCUCGACGGUUACCUUCGCUUUCCAGCGCAGAUUCCGGCCGUCGAUUCGCCCAAUCGGUUAUCGUUCCGGAAAGCAUCCACAUUUCGCAAUGCCGAAGAAUGCAGUUCAACAUUGGGGAAAACAGGUGUCUGCCAUCCCUCCCUCGUUCACGUUGCGAUUACUCUGGAUGUUGACUACCUUCGUGGCUCAAUCGCAGCCGUACAUUCGAUUCUUCAGCAUUCAAAGUGUCCCGAGAGCAUCUUCUUUCACUUCCUUGUCUCCGAUGUCAAUCUGGAAACCCUAGUCCGAUCCACUUUCCCUCAUUUGAAGUUCAAGGUCUAUUAUUUCGAUCCGGAGAUUGUACGCAACCUGAUCUCCACAUCCGUGAGGCAAGCGCUUGAGCAACCGCUGAAUUACGCCAGGAAUUACUUAGCCGAUUUGCUGGAGCCCUGCGUUGCCAGAGUGAUAUACUUGGACUCCGAUCUCGUAGUGGUCGAUGAUAUUUCGAAGCUCUGGACCACCACUUUGGAAAAUAAGACCAUCGGAGCGCCGGAAUACUGCCACGCUAACUUCAAAAAAUAUUUCACGGCGAGUUUUUGGUCCGACAAGAGGUUUUCCGGCACUUUCGUCGGCCGGAGGCCGUGUUAUUUCAACACCGGCGUCAUGGUAAUAGAUCUGGUGAACUGGAGGCGGUUCGGUUAUACGAAACGGAUUGAGGAAUGGAUGGAGAUUCAGAAGCGUGGGCGGAUCUACGAGCUCGGGUCUCUGCCGCCUUUUCUUCUGGUCUUCGCGGGACACGUGGCGCCGAUUGAGCACCGUUGGAACCAACACGGAUUGGGAGGGGAUAACGUGAGAGGCAGCUGCCGGAAUCUCCAUCCCGGUGCGGUGAGCCUCCUCCAUUGGAGCGGCAGUGGCAAGCCAUGGCUCAGGAUUGAUUCGAAGCAACGGUGCCCACUCGACGCUCUAUGGGAACCAUUCGACUUGUACGGACACUCGACAUGAAAGUGGACCGGGGCUCGCUCGCCGCCGGUGGUAAAAAAUCCCUCCAGUUACUACUUUUUGAUAUUUUUAAUCUCUCAUUUUUAUUUUCCUUUUGUUUCUUUGUGUUUUCUUGAUUUUGAUUUUUAUUUCUUCUUUUAUUUAACUUAUUAUCAUCAUCCUCAUCCCAGGCGAUUUGUAUUCUAUUCUAUUACUGUGCCUUCCAAAAUAAAAAGAAGAAAAAGAAAAAGAAAAAAAAAGAUAUUCAAUUCAAUAA